CAUCCGGCAUCUUCUUUCAUCAGUAAUCGAUCGCCAUUAGAAAGCAUCUAUUUUUAGUAGUGUUUUUUGAGCAUCAGUUUGUUGGUGUCCGGCAAGUGAUAUAUCUUGCAACCGUUUAGUGAUUUUACGUGAUUUCGUACAGCUUUUGUUGCCAGAACAAAGAGAAAAGUUGAAAUUAUCAUGGCAAAUAGAAGAAUGGGCGGAAUGGGCGGUGGCCAGAGGGGCAAUCGCUCUUUUUCUCAGCAUCAGCCAUUUCAAGGAAGCAAUGUUAGCCCCUGGCAAGGGAAUAUGCCUUCCAAUAAUUCUGUGAAUCCGGGGUUACUUUCCCAAUUAGCCUCCAACCCCCAGCAACUUGCUCUAGCUCUAACUAGCUUACUACAACCUCAACAACAACAAAUGAACAAUCCACCAUCGUUACUUUCUUUGAAUACAUCUCCUGCUUUUUCUAAUCAAGACCGAGAUUUUAAUCGGUUUGGUAGAGGCCGUGAUUUCAGGCGACAUGAGCCUUACAGUAAGAAUCGCAAUGGGGGUUGGCGAACGAUGGACUCCAAAAACCGUAAUAAUAAUAAGGGCAAAGAUAAAAAACGGUCUCCCUCCAGAGACCAGAAGAACAAGAAGGGGGAUGUUAAAAAGAAUGAAAAACCCGUGAAGGACAAGGAGGAAAAAAAGAAAGGCGACGUCAUUGAUCUGUCCGUAGACGAAGGCAACGACGAAGGAAAUGAAGAAACUAAGAGAGACUGGAAGGACGAAAAGAAUAAUUCUGAGGAAAAGAAGUCUGAAAGUGGAGACGAAGACGAAAAGAAGAAGGAUACGAGGAACAAGGAGGGUCCCUAUUCUGGUGUUCCCGUGAAAUUCUUAAAUUGCUUUGUUUGUAACAAGGAAAUGUGGGAUGGAGAAUCAAUGCAGAAGCAUAUCAGAGGCCGUGCCCACAAGCAGAUGUUGAACAGUUUGGAGGAAAGCAUCCACAUAACGGUGAACAUCCUCAGAGAGAACAUGCGCCUGGCCGAAGAGAAAAAGGUUAUCGAGUGGAACCGCAUGCAACGCCUCCAGAAGUAUCACAAAUACAAUGACGUGGAGAGCCACUGCAACAUGUGCGAUUUGAAGUUCAUGGGCAAAAUCAUCGUCCAUCGCAAGACCGAGGGCCACCAACGCCUCAAACGUUACUUGCACCCCAACUGCGAGAUGUGCGACAAGGAGUUCCCCGCCAGGAUGGAAUGGGUCGAACAUCGUCUGACUCCCGAGCAUUUGAGGAAGCUCCACGAAACGCUAAAGGACAAGACUGGAGACGAAGAUGGAGAUUUGAUAAUCAAAGAGGAGGAAUUGGAUUUGGAGCCUCUCUUAGACGAACCCCUGCAGAUGGAAGUGGAAAAUCCCGUCUUGGAGCUGACCGAUGAUAUGGCCGGUUUGCAGAACUUGAUACCGGCCUACAAGCCGGACCGAGCCGUGUCCUCGCAGAGUUUGAAGCCGUUCGAGGGUUUCAUGUGCAAACUGUGCAACAGGAGCUUCGAGAACGACGAUCUCGCACAGGCUCACUUGAAAACCAAGAGGCAUUACUACCAGUUCAUCGAAGCCGCCAAACUGAAAUACCAGCAGCAUUCCAAGAAGGAGGAGAAGAAAGAGGAGAACGAAACGAACAAUGAACAGAAGGAGGACGCCCAGGAAGGGAACAACGAAUCUCAAACCGAAGGCGAAGCGGACGCCGACAUGUACGAUCCCGAGGAGGCCUGCAAGGAGGAGGAAACAUCUAUGGAGGUCACGAAUGACGAGGGUGAUCCGUCGGUGAUAAGCCUGGACCUGAAGACCAGCUUGAAGGAAGAUAGCGGCGAUGAGGAGGCGAAUUUAAAGGAAGAGAAGGAGGCGGAAGUCAAGGAAGAGCCAAAGAUUGCUUCCACGCCUGUUCGUCAGACCAGAAUGGGCGGCGGGGUGAAGAACGGCGCCGGCCCGAAGAGUAAGAAGGCACGUAAGCAGUAAUAGUUAAGAGACGACACUUUAAAAUUAUUAAUAUCUAUAUCUACAUAAAUUUAUUUAGAUUUUUCUUUUUUUUUACAUAUAUAUGUUUAUAUAGGGAUCUUUCUUCUAUGUGUUAAGUAAUUUUAUUCCGAAUUAGUUUCGGGAUGUAGUCCUGAUAGUGUUGCAAUUCUGAAGGUGUGCCCGAGAGUUAAAUUUCUUCGUGUCGUAAAAAACGUGGGAUCCAAUUUUUUGAACAAAAAAAGAAGCAAAAGCAAGUUUCACUCAUUGUGUAAUUUAGUAUUAAACAUGUUUAUGGUAGGACUGAGCGUAAGGAGGGAAUCUUCAAGACUUAUUUGUGCGUCUACUCUUUUUUUUUAUCUGUCGCCAUAGGAGGACGUUUUAUCGACAAUUUCUAUAAAUAUUACGGUUUUUAAAAAGUCGCCUUUAUUGAUAAAUAUCGAAAAACAUUUUUUAAUUUAAGGCGUUGAAAAUGUAGCUCUCAAAUUAGAUAAUAGGCCUGUUGUGUACGAUCUCUAAAUUUAAAAAUAAAAAAUAUCCGUUUAAUGUAGAUAUCCCUUAGUUAAUUAAUCAGAGGUUUAAUGGUGUCAUAGAUUUUGAAAACGUCAUAAAAAUUCUGUCGUAGACAUUAAUUUUUGAAUUCCGAUGGAUUGGUAAUGAAAUAUCCUGUUUGUCAAACGAUUUUAUUGAGCUGUCAUUAAAAGCCACACAGAAGCUCAAAUCCAUAAAAGGAACCGACUGCUACAGCUGCCGUACUGGGUAUUUUUAUUUGGAUAAUUUUUAUGUUCAAUGUUUGCAAUAUUUUGGUUCAAUGUUUGCAAUAUUUUGAUGACGUAUCUGGUCGGUAAUGAACGAUUUUGAUUAUUUUAUUACCCAGUACCCCAAAACUUUUUUUUGAUACAACGUAAAUCUGUAAAUGGAAGAGGAUUUAGGCACUACAUAAGCCGACUAUGUUGGUUCGGAUAAAAAGUUGAUAUUAAAAUUCCUUAUAUGGGUAAUGUGCUGACGUCAACAGUAGAGCGAAUGUAUCAUUAUCCUGUAACACCCUUGAUGCCUUCAGCGUUUAAUAUGCUACUAGUUGCUUAAUUUGAAAAUUAUUUCAUACAGCUGGUCGACAUUUAAUCUAUAUGGAUGUUUCUGUCGGUAAAUUGAUUUGCUUCCGUCACAAUGCGUUUUUAAUUUGACACAGGGUGUUCUCAUUCAAUGUAUCUCAAAAUGCGAUGAUUAUUGCAAAAUAACAAGCUAGUAAGUUAAUAUAAAUUAAUGUGUUUGCACAUUUUGAAGUACCGAUAACAUUGAUUCUUCUCUACUGUUUGACAGUCGCAACAGUCUUGAUUUUUUUCACUCUUAAUAGGUCGGGGUUCGAUACCAUCUUGAUAUUAAAAACGAAAGUUAAAAAAAAUUGUUUUCAAUGUUUAUUGAAAAAUUUUCAUAGAAAUAAACAUUUUUCACGAAUUAAUGGUUGGACAUAAAAUUUAUUUUUUGCUUUUUCUGGCUUGAAUACACAAAAAAUUAUUUUUUUAAUUCCUACUUCUAAAUAUGCCCUUGCUCAUUAUAACUAGUCUACUUCAUUGUAUGUUAAUUAAGAAAAUUACCAUUGAUUAUCGGAUAUUUAUUUUUUAUUAAUCAAUAUUUGUAGAUUUUUUUUCAAUAGCUCUUGUUUCAGUUUAUAUAAAAUUACUCAAAAAUCGGCAGAGUAACGGUCGACGCGAUUUUUGGGUAGUUUUUGGAGUAGUUACGAUUUGACUGAAAUUUGUUUUUGCUUGAACGAUUAGUUGGCGGUAGUCCUGUCUCCAUCUAAGGCGGCGGAGCAGACGGCAAAAGCGACGGGACCCUCCACGUUCCGCAUACCAAAAAUAAAUUCAGCUAACAA
This is a messenger RNA of Anoplophora glabripennis (Asian longhorned beetle), 3841 nucleotides long. RefSeq names its product zinc finger protein on ecdysone puffs (gene Pep). Gene Ontology annotation, molecular function: zinc ion binding; nucleic acid binding. The record is from RefSeq and is a predicted model, not a curated record. Lineage: Eukaryota; Metazoa; Arthropoda; Insecta; Coleoptera; Cerambycidae. Bases 181 to 1971 code for a protein of 596 amino acids. The transcript has 8 exons. Gene Ontology annotation, cellular component: nucleus.